Molecule: messenger RNA, 2871 nt
Organism: Larimichthys crocea (large yellow croaker)
Lineage: Eukaryota; Metazoa; Chordata; Actinopteri; Sciaenidae
Gene: kat14
Product: lysine acetyltransferase 14
Exons: 10
Coding region: 259-2640 (793 amino acids)
Molecular function (GO): histone acetyltransferase activity
Source: RefSeq, a predicted model, not a curated record
GACACCUGGAGGAGCAGAGGAGUCUGACCAGACACCUGGAGGAGCAGAGGAGUCUGACCAGACACCUGGAGGAGCAGAGGAGUCUGACCAGACACCUGGAGGAGCAGAGGAGCAGAGGAGUCUGACCAGACACCUGGAGGAGCAGAGACGGCACCGAGAGGCAGAGCUUCACCCACAGGAGCCGAGAUAGACAGACACACAGAGACAGACAGGUGUGUGGCUGUCUCACCUGGACAGGUGUGCUGCCGAGGGUCAGCCAUGGACAGCAGCAGCGAGCAGCUGGGUGGAGGUGAGGACGAGGCGACCUGCACGUCGGCCUCAGAGGGUCUGGAGGAGGGGGAGGUGGAGGGCGAGACGCUGCUGAUCGUGGAGUCGGAGGAUCAGGGCUCGGUGGAUCUGUCACAUGACCAGAGCGGAGACUCUCUGACCAGCGACGUGGGCGAGGAGACUGACGGAGGCUGGGCCUGCGAGGACAUGUCCUUCUACUGCGACCGCUGCCACAAGUGGAUCCCUGCAGCUCAGCUCCACGGAGAACAGCCCAGCUACCUGAAAGGAGACAACUUCUUUAAGUUCAUGUGCUGCGACUGCUCCGAGGACGGCAAGGAGAGCUUCGAGAGGAUGAGACUCACCUGGCAGCAGGUGGUGAUGUUGGCCAUGUACAAUCUGUCUCUGGAAGGGACGGGCCGGCAGGGUUACUUCAGGUGGAAAGAGGACAUCUGCGCCUUUAUUGGUCGACACUGGAACUUCCUGCUGGGAACAAGGAAGAAGACGUCGACGUGGUGGAGCACGGUGGCCGGCUGCCUGUCGGUCGGCAGUCCCACCUUCUUCCGCUCAGGAGCUCAAGAGUUUGGUGAGCCCGGCUGGUGGAAGCUGGUCCAGAACCGACCUCCAACUCUGAGACCUGAGGUGGACAAAUCCACGACCAAGGCUAAAGCCUCCAAACCUGCCAUGGACCCAAUCAUCACGGUGGAGGGUCUGAGGAAGCGCGGGGCCAGGAACCCUGUGGAGAACGCCAUGCAGCUGAAGGAGAAACGUUCUCGCACACAGGAGGCCAAAGACAUCCGGCGAGCUCAGAAGGAGGCGGUGGGAGGCUACGCUGACCGCAGUGCCUCCUCCACGCCAGUCAAACUGGGCGGAGGCCGUGGGGGAAGCACCGGACGCCGGCCUGACUUUGUCCUGGAGAAAGGUGAGGUCAUUGAUUUCUCCUCGCUCAGCUCUUCAGACCGAACACCGCUCACCAGCCCGUCGCCGUCACCUUCACCUGACUUCUCCGCUCCCGGCACGCCGGCAUCUCAUUCGGCAACACCCAGCCUGCUGUCAGAAGCGGACCUCAUCCCCGACGCCAUGCCUCCACAGGCUCUGUUCCACGAUGAUGAGGAGAUGGAGACAGAGGGGAUGAUCGACCCAGGGAUGGAGUACAUCCCUCCUCCCAGCGCUAACCUCAUCGCUCGCAAAAAGCUGCGCAUCGCACCACCUCACAUUAAACGUGAAGCAGAGAGCGAGGACGACGAGGGCCACGAACGUGAGGACGACUUUGAAGAGCCAGUAGGACAAAGUGAAGGUCCGUCUCUCUCCACUGCUGGGUGUGUUGGUACUGGAGGACCUGAGCGCAGGAGGAUAACACAUCCUGAGAAAGCAGACGGAGCCGGUGGUGUCUCCCAGAGUCCUCGCUUCAGCCUGCUCAGUCUUUAUGAGGAGAGGAUGCUGCUGCGGCGGCUGGACACUUGCCCGCUGGCCUUGGCUGUCACCCCACAAGCCAAACGCCUCCACAGGAAGCUGUUGGUCCGCCAGGCCAAAAGGCAGAGAGGGCUCCCACUGCUGGACAUCGACCGGGCCAUCAGCGCCACCCUCAGCCUGGUGGGAGGGAUCUACGGCGCCCAGGAGGCGGGGCCACUGAUGCGAGGUGGAAUCACAGGAAAAUACUGCACCAACAGCCAGGAGCUGCGUAUUCUUGAUCGCUUCCAGACCAACCUUUCUAACAGGAGAGGCAUCCAGCAUCACUCUGUGUCCUUCUGGCAUCGUUUGAUGGGAGCAGAGGGCAGUUUGGACCAGAGCAUCAAGAGUCCGUACACCUCCCGCAUCCUGAAGCCGUACAUCAGGAGGGAUUAUGAGAGUCGUCCGGUGAAGCUGAGGUUGUUGGCAGAGAUUAGAGCUUACUCUCACAGGAAGGAUCCUGACUGGGUCCCUGAACCCAACGCCCCCAUUGACUACUGCUACGUCCGACCAAACCACAUCCCCUCUGUCAACGCCAUGUGUCAUGACAGCUUCUGGCCAGGCGUGGACCUGUCGGAGUGUCUGCAGUACCCGGACUUCAGUGUGGUUGUCCUCUAUAAGAAAGUCGUGGUCGGCUUUGGUUUCAUGGUGCCGGAUGUGAAAUACAACGAGGCCUAUAUUUCAUUCCUGCUGGUCCAUCCUGAGUGGAGGAGAGCCGGCAUUGGCACCUUCAUGAUCUACCAUCUCAUCCAGACGUGUAUGGGCAAAGACGUGACGCUGCACGUGUCGGCCAGUAAUCCUGCCAUGCUGCUGUAUCAGAAGUUUGGUUUCAAGGCGGAGGAAUAUAUCCUGGACUUCUAUGAUAAAUAUUAUCCCGUGGACAGCACAGAGUGCCGCCACGCCUUCUUCCUCCGACUGAGACGCUGAGACGACCAUGCCGCUCACCUGAAUCCACCUGCUGGAUGAGUCGCUGCCAGCCGGCAGCACAGUGCCUGGCUCAGCGGCACCUGGACAGGAUCGUCCUCCGCCGUCCUGUUAUCCAACAAAUAUUCAAAAUAUUCUGACAAACAACAUCAGAUAAAUCAUAAAGUCCUGAAUCAUCAUGUUGAUCUGUUUCUGAACGUUUGAGACAUUAAAACCAAAAUGCUUCAUUCAUGA